AUGGCCCGCGCGUCGUUCGCCAAGCAGACACGGGUCCUCCUCUGGAAGAACGCGACGCUCAAGCGCCGGAACCUCCGCGGCCUGCUCGUCGAGCUCCUCCUGCCCGUGCUCCUGCUCUGGCUCUUGCGCUGGCUCGCGACGCUGGGCAGCGCGGCCGCCGGCGUCAACCACGUGCCCGAGGCCCGCAACACCGACGAGGCGCAGCCGCUUCCGACGCUGACGCUGCUGCCGACGCUGCUAGCGCGCUCUAACCGGGUGCUUGGCGUCACGUCGCCGCAAGCGACCGAGCUCAUAACGUUUCUGGAUGCUCGGUACGCGACGCCGCUUGGCCCGCGCUUUGGCGACGUCACGACGGUCUUUGCGUCCGAGCGCGCCAUGAAUGAGUACGCCAAGAAGUCCAUGACGUCCAACACAUCACGGCUACUGUACGCGGGCGUCGUGCUUGACGCCAACGUGGCGACCAUUCGGCUUAGCGACCAAGCCACCGAGUCGAACGGCGCGGCGCCGGCCGAUGGUGUCCAGCCCACAUCCGACUUUGGCAUUCUCGCGCAGCUCACGUUCAACAAGACAACCGCCAUGCAGUACCCGGGCUUUUUGCCGCUGCAAAUUGCGCUACAUGAGUUUGCCGCUGGAGUGGCAUUGCAUGUCGAGUGCGACUGCCUGGCGCAAGACCUCGUCAUCUCUGGGCUGCACUGGUCCGACAUCGGUCUUGCCAGCGCCGCAAGCUGUGCGUCCUCAACAUCCGCCUCGAGUUGGCUCUUUUCGCAGCCAGGCAGCGCCGUGCCGUUUCCAGAGGCCGCGCACGUCGAUGUCCAAGACCCUGUGACACCGCAGAUCAUCAUGUACCUCGUCUACCUCGGUCUCUGGCCCUUCUCGCGCUUUGUGCGCGACACGAUCAACGAGAAGGAGACCAAAAUGAAGGAGUACCUCUUCAUCCUCGGCGUGCGCGAGUCGGCGCUCGUCUGCAGCUGGGUCGGCGUGUACUUUAUAUUGUUUGGCCUCGUGUUCCUCACGUUCCUGCUCUCGGCCGUGUGCUUUGGCUUGAUGGUCGUGCCGUUCUUUGACCGGGCCAAGACGGCGAUAGGAAUUGCGCCGCUGCUCUUCCUCGGGUGGUGCAGCCCGCUCAUUGCGCAGCGCACAGGCCUCUCGAGCGAUCUCUGGACGCUUCUUGGACCGUUGACGUCACCACUCGUGUUUUAUAAUGCGAUGACGACGGCGCUCGGGCUUGGUGCCGACGGCAACCUCCGCGACGUGGCGUUCUCGCACCUCGCGCUGCCGUGGCUGACGCUGCUCCUGCAUGCAGUCGUCUACGCCGUCCUUGGCGCGUAUCUGGACCGUGUUUUGCCCAAGUCGAUUGGAGUGCAGUCGCCGUGGCAUUUUCCUUUCCACGCUGAGUUUUGGGUCCCCUCGACUUGCCCGUCCCGGCUAACCAAGACGAGUUACCAUACGUUCACGCCCGUGAUCGAGACGGCAAGUGAUGACGCGCCGGUCGUCGACCUCGAUAACGUCACCAAGGUCUAUGACGAUGGCAAGGUCGCGGUGCAAAACGUCUCGCUCUCGAUUCCCGAAGGCGAGAUUUUUGGGCUACUGGGCGCCAACGGUGCUGGCAAGACCACGACGCUCUCCAUGCUCUCGGGCGCCCUUGCUCCAACGGACGGCACACUGCGCGUCUGCGGCGACCACGACAUGACGCGCAUCCGUCAGCAUCUCGGCGUCUGCUUUCAGCAAGAUGUGCUCUACGACUCGUUGACGAUCGAAGAACAUGUGCUCUUGCUCGAACAGCUCAAGGGCCAGGACGACUUGCGCUUGAUCCGCGCCGAGUGCGAAGCCAAGUGCAUUGCGUUUGGCCUUGGCGACAAGAUUUAUGCGCAAACAUCGACGCUCUCGGGCGGUAGCAAGCGCAAGGUGUGUGUGCUGCUGGCGCUCCUCGGCGAUGCCAAGCUCGUGCUUCUGGACGAACCGACAUCCGGCAUCGACGUCGACUCGCAAAAGCACGUGUGGGCUGCGAUCCAAGGCGCAUUGGCCGGCCGCGCCGUGCUUCUCACAACCCAUGCGAUGCACGAAGCCCAAGUCCUUAGCCACCGCAUCGGUAUCAUGGCCAACGGCGAGCUCCACUGCGUUGGCACGAGCGGGGCCCUCAAGGACAAAUACGGCGUCGGCUACAAGCUCCACGUUGUCAAGGCGGCACGCGACGCCGGCGACAAGGUACGUAUCGCCUUGGCGUCCGUGCCCGGCGCGAGCGUCCUCCGCGACCACAAGUGGGGUCUCGACUGCCAACUGCCGCUCGGCACGGAAGCGUCGAUUCCGGCGCUGCUUCGAGCGCUGGAUGCGCUUCAAGCGAGUGGCGUCCUGGAGACGUACGACGUAGCCACGACGACGCUCGAGGACGUCUUUGUCAAGAUUGCCUCGGGCGAUACGGCCAUUCAAUCGGCUGCCGCAGCGACGCCCAAGGCGCUCAACGACUCUGCGAGUAUGACGCGGCCAGAAGCCCACAAGUACGCGGCGUGGCGCGUGUGUCUGACGCAGAUUUGUGCGUUGAUGCGCAAGCGGGCGGCCCUCGUUCGCCGAGACGUCCGCAACACGUCGAGCCAGUACCUCUGGCCGCUGCUCGUGUUUGGUGUACUUUCGUACCUCCUCGUGCAAGCCGGCAAGGCGAGUGACGAUGCCGUGCCCGCCCUCGCCGCGCCAAUGGUACUGGCGACGACAAAGGUGCUGCCCUCACUGCCGCCACCGUCGCUUCUCGGCCCGAACGUGACCUUGGGCGGCGUCGUCGACUACCUCUUGGCGCAUCCGGGGGGCACCGGUGCGCUCUUUGUCGAUACGACGUCGCAUGCGAUCUUUUAUAAUGCAUCGGUCCCCGGUGCCCUGGCGGCGACGAUCCAAGCCGUGUAUGCGUCGGCCUGCACAUUGCCGUCGUGCGCACUGGCGGUGCACGCGCGUCCGCUCGAGAUGAAGUCGUUUGCCGGUGCGGAAGCCUUUGUCCUCAGUGACGUGCUUGGCGUCGUCCUUGCCAUGUACCUCAUUGGCGCGCUUGUGUUUGCUGCGACACCGCUCACGACCGGUAUCGUCAAGGAACGGGAGAGCGGGCUCAAGCAGUACCAGCAUUUCUGCGGCGCUUGGCUCUCGACGUACUGGGCUGCCCACCUCCUCUUCGAUCUCGUGGUCUUUAGCGCCUUUAGCCUCGUGCUCGUGCUUUGGUGCCAGUACCUCGCGUACAUGGCCCUCGUUCCAAUUCCAAACCUCGGCGCCUCGGCCCUCUGUGUGCUACUGGCCGGUGUUGCGAUCGUCCCGUACAUGUACUUGCUCAGCUUCCUCUUUGGCUCGUCGACGUCGGCGCACACAUUUGUCUCGUACGUUGGCACGUUCCAGCUGCUCUUUGCGCCCAUGACGCUCCUGCUCUCGAGUCUCACGGACGCGUGCACAACCUAUGCGACCCUCUCGCCGUGGCUGCACGCCGCAUUCCCGCUCAUCUCGCUCGGCGAGACACUGGUCAACCUCGCGACGACCGAGCUUGCGUUCGUGCGGGGCAUGUGCACGCAGGCCUCGGUGCUCGAGACGCCGUCGAGCCUUUUGAAUGCGUAUCUGUGGCAGACCCUUCUGGCGGGACCGUGCUAUGCCGUCUUGGUGCUUGGGAUCGAUGCGUUUCUGACGUACCCGGCGGCGAUGCGCCACGCGCUGCGCUGCGCCACCCACCCGACGCGUGCGGCCGACGAUGUCGAGACGGGGACGGCUCCCAUUGUGCAAGUGUCGGGCCUCGCCAAGACGUACGUUGCGUCCUUUUGGCGUCGCGCGACGGCGCAGGAUGUCCACGCCUUGUACGCGCUUGACUUUGCCGUCGCACCCGGGGAGAGCGUCGCGCUUCUCGGUGUCAACGGCUCGGGCAAGUCGACCACGUUCCAGAUGCUCACAGCCGGCGUGACGCCGACGGCCGGCGAGGCCACUGUCGGUCCAUGCAACGUGUCGACGGACGCACCCCACGCGCGCGACUGGAUGGGCUACUGCCCGCAGCCCAACUGGCUGUUUGACAACCUCAGUGUCCGUGAGCACCUGCAGCUUGUGUGUUCGCUGCGCCUCCAGGCACCCGAUACGAUCGAGACGGUGAUUACGGCGCUGCAGCUCAACCCGGUCGCGGACCUUCGCACGGCCAAGUUGAGUGGUGGCAACAAGCGCCGGGUCAUGAUUGCGAUGGCAGUCGUCGCCAAGCCGCCGGUGCUGCUUCUCGAUGAACCGUCGGCCGGCGUCGACGUGGUCGCCCGGCGGCUCCUCUGGCAGCUGCUCCGCGACGAGGCGUGUCUCUUCACCACGCACUGCCUCGAAGAAGCCGAGGCGGUUUGCACAAGCGCCGUCGUCCUCGCCAAGGGCAAGCGCGUCUACCGCGGCUCGAUCGCGGCGCUCAAGCAGCAAGUUUCGAAAGGUGUGACCAUGCAGGUGACCUUUUGCGAUCCGCUCGCCUCGGAUGACGUACAAGCGGCGCUGAGCACUGCUCGGUACCUUCGCCGACACAACCUCGUCGACGGCGAGAUCAAGACCUCCAAGACGGGUCGAAAGACGACGUACCUCGUCUCAGCGGCGUCCAUGUGGCGCGUCCUUCUCGCGCAGCCCGACGGCACCAAGGCCCGCAUCUGGCUUCGGCUAAGCCAAGCGCACAAGUCGUUCUUGGCGAGCAUGGCGAAGCGGCAAGCUGAGCCUGCGAUCGAGCUCCCGACGAAGAAGCGGACCCAGUCCGAAUCGGCAGCUCCGCUCGAGUCGCCCGCGGCGAAGCGCAUGAAGCCCAACAUGCCGCCAACACAUGCGUGCGAGACCGACGAUGGCUCCCGCGUUCCUGGCAGCCGGAGUGAAACACAUAAUCUGUGUGAGCUCGGACUCAAGACGCGGUGA
This is a messenger RNA of Saprolegnia diclina VS20, 4878 nucleotides long. RefSeq lists its product as hypothetical. NCBI's taxonomy places the organism in Eukaryota, Oomycota, Saprolegniomycetes, Saprolegniales, Saprolegniaceae. Bases 1 to 4878 code for a protein of 1625 amino acids. Gene Ontology annotation, biological process: lipid transport; transmembrane transport. The record is from RefSeq and is a predicted model, not a curated record. The transcript is spliced from 7 exons. Gene Ontology annotation, cellular component: membrane; intracellular membrane-bounded organelle. Gene Ontology annotation, molecular function: lipid carrier activity; ATP hydrolysis activity; ATP binding.